GCAAGGCUUGCUUAUAGACAUCAUCAUGCUUCCAACUCUCUUGCGUGCCACCAAGACUAUUGUUAGUAGAUCGGGCGUGACUGUCGGAGCAUCACGUUCCGCUUCGGUUGGUGUUUCCUUCACCAGCACCGUACCCAUCUCAAAGAGAUUCUACUCAGAUAAGAAGGCCUCUGAAAAAGCAGACGACAAACCACAAAGUAUACUAAACGAAGAUAUGUUGAGCCGUGCCGGCUUUGAGGAAGCUGAAAAAGAGAAAUCCUCUGAGGAAGAAACUGAGGGUAAAAAAGAUGACACAGACAGAAGCGCACGCAGAAGACGCCGUGCUCAGACGUCCAAAGACAGGCAGCGUGAGAAGUAUGCCAACUGGUUUUACACUGCCACAUUGUUUGGAGGGUUUGCUGGUCUUGGCUUCUUGUGCAGGGACUGGGAUUCGGAGGAUGAGCAAAAGGCCGUGGAGGGCCAAGGAAUCGAAAACGGUUUCACGCCCCAGCUUAUGUACGGCAGGUUGAACAAGAGAGUUUCGUCUCUUUUCACGUUCUUCAGCGAGCCAGCCUUUGAGAAUUUGUUGCCUCCUCCACCCCCAGAGGCUUACCGUCGCCCCUUGACAUUGGUAUUGACCUUGGACGAUCUCUUGGUCCACUCAUCCUGGGAUGCUAAGAACGGCUGGAGGACAGCAAAGAGACCAGGCUUAGACUACUUUUUGGGCUACUUGUCGCAGUACUACGAGAUUGUUAUCUUCGGUUCCGAAUACCAAAUGUACUCCGAGAAGACUGUGGCAAAAUUGGACCCUUUGAGGGCAUACAUACAGUACGCUUUGUUUAGAGAGGCAUGCCGUUACAAGGAUGGAAAAUUAAUCAAGGACUUGAAUCUCUUGAAUCGUGACUUGGCUAAUACUAUUGCUAUUGACGUCAACGAAGAGACCCUGGUGUUGAACCCUGAAAAUGCCAUCACUUUGAAGCCAUGGGAUGGAAAGCCUGAUGACACUUUGGUCAAAUUGAUUCCAUUGUUGGAAUACUUGGCCACCCAGCCCGUUAAGGAUGUCAGGCCCAUUCUUAGCUCAUUCACUGACAAAAGCAGCAUUGUUGAAGAGUACUCUGCCCGUGAAGCUAAAUUACGCCAGAAAUGGAUGGAGGACAACAAGCACUUAUUGGAAAGAGCACACAAGCCAAAUGCGGGAAGCUUCAUUGCUUCCCUCAUGGGAAUCCCGCAAAGCUCUGUCAACAAACAGCCAAAAAUGCCCUUAGAUAUCAUCAGAGAACAUGGUCAGUUGCAAUAUGAGAGCUUACAAAGAUACUUGAAGGAGAACGAAGCCAAGUUUUUGGAAGAAGAAAAGAAAAUGAAGGAGGAAUACGGUAAGGUGACCUUGAAUAAGUUGAUGACGGAGGGAAUGCCAAACCCUGAGGAUAUUGCCAAGGCGCAAGCAGAAAAGGCC
Metschnikowia bicuspidata var. bicuspidata NRRL YB-4993 is the source of this 1432-nucleotide messenger RNA. RefSeq names its product protein translocase subunit (gene TIM50). The record is from RefSeq and is a predicted model, not a curated record. NCBI's taxonomy places the organism in Eukaryota, Fungi, Ascomycota, Pichiomycetes, Serinales, Metschnikowiaceae. Gene Ontology annotation, molecular function: phosphoprotein phosphatase activity. The transcript has a single exon. The annotation marks the transcript as partial.